AUGUGUUCAAAAAAUAUUUAUUAUCAUGGCUCGAAAGUUACACCUGAAGAAAGAGUAAUUGCUAUCGGUCAAAGAGGAGCAUUUCAUGGUUCAACCGUCUGGUUAACAGGUCUACCAGCUUUUUGUCUCGAUGGUGAUAACAUUCGUUGCGGCUUAAAUAAGAAUCUUGGAUUUAGCGACGUUGACCGUGAAGAAAAUAUCCGACGAGUAGCUGAAGUAUCAAAGUUAUUUGCUGAAGCUGGUCUUAUGUGUAUUGUUUCAUUUAUUUCACCAUUUGAAAAGGAUCGUGCACAUGCACGGCGUCUCCAUGAAGAAUGUAAAUUGCCGUUUAUCGAAGUUUUUGUUGACACGCCAUUGGCGAUUUGUGAAGAGCGAGAUGUUAAAGGUUUAUAUCAAAAAGCAAGAAAUGGACAAAUAAAAAACUUCACCGGUAUUGAUGGCCUGUAUGAACGACCAUUGGAUCCCGAUAUAACGAUUGAUACCGCUACAACAUCGGCUGAGAAAGCAAUUGAAUCCAUUAUUGCCUUAUUAGCUGAACGAGGUGUUCUUUCGCCAACAUUAAUUUCAUCUGUGCGAGAAUUAUUCAUCGAUGAUUUAACGAAACAACAAAUAUUGGUUGAUUUGGACGAUAUACCGAGAUUAUCUAUAACGAAAAUUGAUAUGCAGUGGAUUCAAGUAUUAAGCGAAGGUCAUAUUGAAAAUCAAACGAUUCCAAUUGUUUUACCAUGCUCAACAGACGAUAAAGAACGUUUGAAAUCGUCUGAUUCAUCGAUACUUGCAUUAUAUUACAAUGAAACAGCUGUGGCUAUUAUACAAAAACCAGAAUAUUAUGAACAUCGUAAAGAAGAACGGUGUUGCCGUAUUUUUGGCAUUUGUGAUCGUGAACAUCCACAUAUUAAAAUGAUUAUGGACAGUGGUGACUGGCUGAUCGGAGGUGAAUUAAAAGUAUUUGAACGUGUACGUUGGAAUGAUGGGUUAGAUCAUUUUCGUUUAACACCCAAUGAAUUGAGACAACGUUUCCAUGAAAUUAAAGGUGAUCCAAUAUUUGCCUUUCAAUUACGUAAUCCUGUUCAUAAUGGACAUGCAUUAUUGAUGCAAAAAACAAGACAAUCACUGUUGGAUAAAGGAUUUAAAAAUCCUAUUUUAUUGCUUCAUCCAUUAGGCGGUUGGACAAAAGACGAUGACGUUCCGUUAGACGUUCGAAUUGCUCAAUACCAAGCGGUUUUAGAUGAUGAUGACAAUGUGCUUGAUCGAAACAAAACUGUAUUAGCCAUAUUUCCAUCGCCCAUGUUAUACGCCGGUCCACGAGAAGUACAAUGGCAUGCAAAAGCUAGAAUGACAGCCGGAGUCAAUUUUUAUAUUGUUGGAAGGGAUCCAGCCGGUAUUGGUCAUCCUCGAAUAAAAUCGAAAGAUUUAUAUGAUCCAACACAUGGUUCAAAAGUAUUAACAAUGGCACUCGGACUCCAUAGAUUAGAAAUCUUAGCAUUCCGAGUGGCUGCCUAUAAUAAAAUAGAAAAGAAAAUGGAUUUUUACGAUCCAUUAAAACAUGAUCAAUAUGAUUUUAUUUCGGGUACAAAAAUGCGACAAAUAGCACGAACGGGAGCAUUGCCACCCGAUGGAUUCAUGUCGAUUGCUGUGAUGGACAUCAAAUGUGUUAAAGUUGGAAUGACUAAUCAAAGUCAAUGGGUGGCUAAUCCUGAAUAUAUUAAUGUUCAUCAAAUACCAAAAGUGUUGACAACCGAUGUUGAAUUUGUACAAGAUGAUUAUGAUCGUAAAUUAUAUGAGUAUCAUUCAGAUGUAGUUGAUACAUAUGAAAGUCGAAAAUUAAGUAUACUGAAAAAUCCAUCACUCAGUUCCCUUGGUCGUCAUAUGCUGCUUAAUAAUCUUUUGUUCUAUUACAAUGAAUAUCGAAAAAUAAUUCGUUAUAUGGGUGGCGAAAAUAAAUCAUUGAUUCAAUGUCAACAAAUUGAAAAACCAUUAAUUAUCUGUUGUUUACCUCGAACGGGUUCGACAUUACUCUAUAAUCUUUUGUCAUGUGAUCCAAAUGCACGUUCACCUGUAUUAUCUGACAUGAGCGAUCCAAUACCACCUCUAGCACGAACAUCAGCUGUUGAACAUGAUCGAAGAAUGGCAAUGUAUGAAGAAGCAUUAUAUCGAAAAGAGAAAAUAAUACCGAAUAUAAUGAAAAAAUAUCAUGCAUCACAUCCGAAAUUUAUACAUGAAGAAGAUAAAAUCAUUCUUUAUUAUGUUGGUUUAGCAUUUUCACAUUUAUUUCUUUGUUUACCAACUGAUGAUAAUGAUGAUGAUGAUGGUGAUCAACAGAAUUUUGAAGAUUGGCUAUUAAAUGAUGAACUAAAUGAUAAAGAUUUUAUUUAUUUAUUUCAUAAAACAUUUAUAAAAAUGUUAAAUAUGAUUGAAAAACCAAAAUCACAUUGGCUAUUGAAAACACCAUAUCAUGCAUUUUAUAUAAAAACAUUAUUAAAAUAUUAUCCUGAUGCAUCUGUCAUUAUGAUACAUCGUGAUAUGCAACAAGUUUUAUCAUCAUUCUGCUAUUUAGAAUUAGCAAAUACAUUUUAUUAUUAUGAACGAAAUAAAUGUAAUUUAAAUCUGAUUGGUAAACGUGGCAUGAUAAUAAUUGAUCAUAUGAUUGAUAGUUUAUUAAAAUAUCGAAAGGAUCAUGCUGAUAAUAAAACAGUCAAGGGAAUAUUCGAUUUAAAUUAUCAAAAUUUAUUUAAUAAUCCCAUUUUAAGUGUUCAACAAAUAUACAAGUAUUUUAAUUAUGAAUACACAGAAGAAUUUCAUCAAAAUAUGUUAAAAUGGUUAAUGCAAAAUCCACAAGGAAAACAAGGCAGAAAUAAUUAUGGUCUUGAACAAUUUGGUUUUACAGCGCAAGAAGUUGAUAAACAUUAUCGAAAAUAUACAGACAUGUUCUUAUAA
This is a messenger RNA of Didymodactylos carnosus, 2937 nucleotides long. The record is from the annotation of a GenBank genome assembly. Lineage: Eukaryota; Metazoa; Rotifera; Eurotatoria; Philodinida; Philodinidae.